Cyclocybe aegerita is the source of this 1794-nucleotide messenger RNA. The record is from the annotation of a GenBank genome assembly. NCBI's taxonomy places the organism in Eukaryota, Fungi, Basidiomycota, Agaricomycetes, Agaricales, Hemipholiotaceae.
AUGAGGCACCCUGGGCACACUGAUUUUAGGACAUUGACCUUCAUGUCUCUACCCAUCUCAUAUUCAUCUGACGAGGACGUCGCAUCACUGAAUGAUGCAUUUGGUCUAUCAUCUCUACCCGCCGCAAAGAAACCACGUACCAAGGAGAACAGCAAACCAUCCAACAAUGAUACAGAUACCGCGCCGCACGUAUUGGCAGAGGAUCCCCUCAACAUGACUUCCCUGGUAACCCGUCCGAGUGAUACGCAAAUGAAUGUCAACAUCCCAUACCAAGACAUGAUACUUCCAGUGCAAGGUCCACAGAAUCCGUUCGGAGACAGAAAUCGUUUCCAAAACCAAAACGCGCUCGCUGGACAUGUGGAAGAACAGUCAAUGUCGGAGCAUGCAUUCCGUGCCCAACAUCUUACACAUUCAAUUCUCGGCUACUCCGCCAACCCUUCCGUCGAUCCAAACGCACCAGCCAUACUAGGCUCAGUUGAGAGUGCCCAGGCUAAUAAAUUCGCGACAAUAGACACCCUUCGCGCCACAAGGAGUGAAAAGCGUGAACUGAAACGGAAGCGGAAGAACAGAGGGGACCUUAGUGUAGUCGAUGGAGAAGGAGCGUAUGCUGGACCGUGGGCUUCAUGGGAGGGCGAAGAACCCCAUGCGCAUUUCUUGUCCGGUCUGGAAGGCACGGGCGAUGGAGACGAAGAGGAAGAAGAAGACGAACCGGAGCCUACAGCUAUCCCCCGGAAGGCAAAGCCAAAACGCGGUGCCGAGGGCCAGGAAACGUCAGUCUUCCAUGGCAAAUCUCUAACAGAUUAUCAAGGCCGGACGUACAUAUCACCUCCAGUUGCAGAAGCUCCAAAUCUUCUGCAAGAAGUAGGUUCUCAGGAUUGCUUCAUUCCGAAAGUCUGCAUACAUACAUGGACUGGGCAUACACAAGGUGUAUCCGUUGUACGCACUUUCCCGGAAACGGGGCACCUCCUGCUCAGUGGGUCCAUGGAUACUAAGAUCAAGCUCUGGGACAUAUACACUCAUGGCAAUUGCUUGAGGACUUUCCAUGGACACGUCAAAGCAGUGAAGGAUGUGACAUUUUCCAACGAUGGUCAUCGGUUCCUUUCAUGUGGUUACGAUCGCCAGAUGAAGUUAUGGGACACCGAAACGGGCCAAUGUAUAAAACGGUUCAGCAACGGCAAAAUUCCUUACGUUGUCCGGUUCAAUCCUGAUCAGGACAAGCAACAUAUUUUCCUGGCUGGAAUGUCAGACAAAAAAAUUAUUCAGUACGACAUCAACUCGGGAGAAAUCACGCAAGAAUAUGAUCAACACCUGGGGCCAGUGAACACAAUCACUUUCGUUGACGAAAAUCGGCGAUUUGUUUCAACUUCAGACGACAAGACCAUUCGGGCUUGGGAUUUCGACAUACCAGUGGUGAUCAAAUACAUCGCAGAACCCCACAUGCACUCUAUGCCUGCUGUCACUUUACACCCUUCCAAAAAAUAUUUCGCCGCUCAAUCGCUUGAUAAUCAGAUCUUGGUGUACAGCACGGACAACUUCCGGCAAAACCGAAAAAAGCGUUUUGCUGGUCAUUCAGUUGCAGGUUAUGCUUGUCAGGUCGGAUUUUCUCCAGACGGCAAAUGGAUUAGCAGUGGUGACGGCGAAGGAAAUGUUGUCUUCUGGGAUUGGAAGACAGGCCAUAUCAAGUCGCGCCUAAAAGCGCACUCGAAGGUCGUUAUUGCUCAUGAAUGGUUGCCUCAUGAGACAUCGAAGGUCAUCACCGCGUCUUGGGAUGGUCUUAUUAAGCUUUGGGAUUGA